Messenger RNA from Solea senegalensis (Senegalese sole), 2131 nucleotides. RefSeq names its product SPARC-related modular calcium-binding protein 1-like. The record is from RefSeq and is a predicted model, not a curated record. The coding region runs from base 194 to 1495 and encodes 433 amino acids. Gene Ontology annotation, molecular function: protein binding; heparin binding; calcium ion binding. The transcript has 11 exons. Gene Ontology annotation, biological process: extracellular matrix organization. NCBI's taxonomy places the organism in Eukaryota, Metazoa, Chordata, Actinopteri, Pleuronectiformes, Soleidae. Gene Ontology annotation, cellular component: basement membrane.
UCCAGUGUGCGCGUGCAGAACUCGGACUGCACUCGCGUCGUGACCGUGAGAGAAGGACGACAUGAGCUGUUCACUGAUAUCAGCAGACGUGACGGCCAAGUCGUGACGUGACCCGCACUUUGUUUUGUUUUGUUUGUUCGUUCACAGGCCGUCCCGCAUCAAAAUCCUGCGCCGCGCGCACACUUGCGGCACGAUGCUCGCGCUCACCUUCACCUGCCGCGCGCUGCUCGUCUCCCUCCUCUGUGGUUCGGUUCAGUCCGACAGAACAGCGCCCUUUUUGAUCACAGAGAACAUGUGGCCCCGUGGGUGUGUCCUGGACUGCCAGAGGGGGCGCCACAGAGCAGUGUGCGGCAGCAACGGCAGGUUGUACAAAUCACUGUGUGCCUUCCAGAGGGCUCAGUGCAUCAACACACAUCUACGGCUCGCUUCACGAGCACACUGCUCAGAUCUGAGUCCGACUCAGUCCAAGUGCCAGCUGGCUCGGGCUCAGGCCCUGGAGCCUAACGCCCGCAGCGGCGGCAGCCAUUUUAGCACGGCAGCUGCCACGUUUGUGCCAGAGUGUCACCCAGACGGUCACUUCCUUCCGGUGCAGUGCCACAACCAAACUGGGUACUGUUGGUGCUCCACACCAGACGGCAAACCUGUCAGUGGGACGUCAGUCCUUCAUCUGACUCCCAGCUGCACGGAUCAUAUCUUUGCUCGGAUGCCAGUCAAAGAUGAAGUUGGUGAACCUGCGGCUACAGUGGAACCCAGAAAAUCUGCAGAGCUCACAGCUCCUCCCAUCUGGGUGACCAUCCUCAUGAACUCCGUCAGACGACCCACUGACAGUCCUCAGACAUGUGAGCGCGAGCGUGCAUCACUCCUCUCACAGAUUUACCCGGUCUGGCAGGACCAGCGUUUUAUCCCAGUAUGCACUGCAGACGGCCGCUACAACCCCGUGCAGUGUUACAAUGCCACAGAUUACUGCUGGUGUGUCAGAGUGGACAGCGGCAGGCCACUGUCCGGCACCUCCGCAAGGAAUCGGGUCCCAGACUGCGCUGGUGCAGAGGAGGAUCCAGACAGAACAGUUCUUCCUGGGUGUCCUGGAGCUCGUAAGGAGCAGUUUCUACAGAGUCUGGUCAGAGCUCUGCAGCUGGAAGCAAAGCAUGCUGGGAGUCGGAGUCUCUUUCAGGCUUCAAACACACCAUCAAACACUUCCUCCUCCACAACACCUUCCUUAUCCUCCUCCUCCUCCUCACCUCUGAAUGCUGCUUCCUCUGCUGCUCAGGGCGCUGUAGACUCCUCGAGCCCAGAGAAGGUGCUGCAGUGGCAUUUCAGUCAGCUGGACGUGGACGUCAGUGGGGUGCUGAGCGAACGCGAGGCUCGUCCACUUCGUCAGUUCCUGCGGCGGAAGUUGAAGCCACGACGUUGUGCCAAAAAGUUUGCUCAGUACUGUGACAGGAAUGGAGACCGAGGCCUGACACUGGAGGAGCUCAGGGUCUGCCUGGGCCUCUGAGGUCAAAGUCACAAAGACAAAUCCACCGACGCCAGCUCGUGUCUUGAUCGACCACUUCACUGUUUAUCUGUCAGUGCUGUCAGUCAUUCCUCAUUCACACGGUCUUAUUCAAAGACCAAACCUGAUCCUCGUCCAUCAUCCUCUUGUCAUCACUGUGACACUCUCAGGACACUUGAACCCAUCGUUCUCUUAUUCGUUAUAGUAAAUGUAAAAACAUGUUCAUUUCCUGUCGACAUGAUAAACAAGUUUUUAGUAUUUAUUUGUCAUGUUCAACACAAGAAUGUUUGUUUACAUCGUCUCUUUUCUAUUACACGCACUCAUGUGUCUGUCACUUUCUUUCUUUCUUUCUUUCUUCCAUAAAUCAAUCGUCAUUCCCAUGUACAUUACUCUCCUUUAGUCCUACCUCCUUCCCUUAUUCCCUUCCUCCUCCUCCUUUUUGUCAUCCCUUCUUUCUAAUCUGUUUCAUUCACAGAUUUCUCAUUUUUGCAUGUUGCCAGGAUUGAUCACUUCUUUCAUUUUUACUUUAUUUAUGACACAGAUUCAGUCUGCGGUGCUUUUCCAGACACUUCAGGGUUUUCUUUGUUCUUAUUCUGACAGACGCUAAAAUAGUUUCAUUAAAAAAUGGUUUCAGUUAAA